AUGCCGAUCUUCAAAUGCAUAGGGGAAUCGUUUGUGUUUUGCAACUCGGCUGCCAACGAGCUCGCAUUUGCGGUGGGCCAAGAUAUGGACAUUUCGAUCGAGUAUCUCGCCGACCCCUCGCAACUUGACAGUAUUCAAGUGCCCUCAACUGCAAACGAAGUCGCGCUAGAUUGCCCGUCGAUUUCGCAGUCGUCACACCCCGCAACGUUGUGGACUGCACCACCGAUGACUCGUUCCUUGGCCCGAGCUACCAUGGAAACUCUCACUUCCAACCGCAUUUUGUCGGUGAAAGACAAAUCCGCGUGUGCAUGCAAAGGCGCGAAGAAGCCGUGUCUGUUUGUCCAUGGGACGGGCGAAGAUGCGGCUGGGCCCCCAACGUCGUCGUUUUCGUCGUACUGGGGGGACGUGUCAUCCCCUUGUUGUUCCAGCUCGACGUUUGUUCACUUGGACACGGUAUCUCAAGGCUGGGACGACGCAGCGCUGCAGCACGAGUUUUGCAAAGCCGCCGCGGACGUCGCCACCCAGUCGUCUUCAGGGGCCAUUGGAGGUCUUAUCUUGGUGACCCACUCGAUGGGCAACGUCAUUGCCUCAGGGGCGAUCGCAUCCAACGUGUGUACGUUCUCGAAAGACGUGACGUGGGUGUCGCUGGCGUCCCCCCAACAAGGCAGCCAAGUCGCGAACCUCUUGCAACAGCAAUGCCUCAAGGGAGGCUGGAGCAAUAUCCUCAAAGUGCCGCUGUCGUGGGUCGGCUACUGUCCUCCCGGUCGCGCGUACCUUUCCCUGCAGCACCAAUCCACCGUGAACGCUACCGAGCAAGCCGCGUUUGCUGCCGGCCAACGGGCUAGACAAGAGCAUGUAUCGCAUGCAGCUUGUGGCGUCAGUGCUUUUGGUCUGAAUUCGAUUUACUCGGCGCCGUUGGCCAUUGUGGACAAAAUGGCGAGUCAUGCCAGUGCCAGCGAUGGCUUCGUGGACUAUAACAGCUGCUCCGUGGGACUGAACACCAACGAUUUUGGAGGGACUUCGAGCAAGCACUACGUAGGGCCAUUGAACCAUGCCGACUUGUCCUUCCGCACGGGUGAUGGCUGGUGGGGGGACAAUCGCAAACCGCUCAAGUGGUUCCAGUGUCUGUUGUGA
Aphanomyces astaci is the source of this 1134-nucleotide messenger RNA. RefSeq lists its product as hypothetical. Lineage: Eukaryota; Oomycota; Saprolegniomycetes; Saprolegniales; Verrucalvaceae. The transcript has 2 exons. Bases 1 to 1134 code for a protein of 377 amino acids. The record is from RefSeq and is a predicted model, not a curated record.